AUAUACACACCCACAUCAGGUAGUUCGUUGUAUAUGUUUGCAUAAUUAAGAAAUUAACAUAAAAUACACGUAUAAACCCAAAAAAUGACACUGAAGAUGGAAUUCGUCGGUGAAGAAGUAAUCAAACCAUCGUCACCAACACCUAAUCAUCUCCAAAGACUUCAUCUUUCUCUCUUUGAUCAGUUUCUUCCACCAACAUACCAAACCGUUGUUUUGUUCUACGACAAAGAAUCUGAAUUUGAUCAAAAAAAUCCAAAAGAGGAUAUAAUAGGAACGAAUUUGAUCCAGAGGCUCAAGAGCUCUCUCUCACACACUCUCACCCGUUUCUACCCGCUCGCUGGACGGAUCCAUGGCGUCACCGUUGAUUGUAACGACGAAGGAGUUCUGUUUACUGAGGCAAGAACGGACGUACCUCUCUCGGAUUUCCUAGGUAACCCUCGAUAUGAGUUGCUUCAGCAACUAAUUGCUCCUUCGAAAGUCUCGGAUCCAGGCAUGUGGCCAUUGUUAAGAGUGAAGAUCAGUUGGUUUAGAAACAGCGGAUUUGCGGUUGCGAUUGGCGUUUCUCACAAAGUCUGCGACACAACUUCUUUGGGGAUGUUUAUUAGCGACUGGACUACUGCCGCAAAAGGAAACGUUUUGGCCGUAAAUCCCUAUUUUGAAUCGCCCAUUUUCUACCCUCCUGGUGAUCUUUCUAUCAAUCUCCCACCGACUGUGGAACGAACAAGCACCUUGACAAAGAGAUUCGUCUUUGGUCCCGCCAAGAUCAAAGAACUCAAAAGCAAAGCCUCAAGCAAACUUGUGACACACGCUACCCGUAACGAGGCAACCACGGCCCUACUCUUGACAUGUAUGAUGCGGGCAAGUCGAUCAAAAGCGGACGCUAUUAUAUCACAGACCAUGGAUUUGCGGGCUAGGGUUCCUUCCAAUUUCUUGUCAGGCAAGUCAAUAGGUAACUUUUUCUUUUUACCUACUAUAAAAGAGAGCACAGAGAAGGAGAUUGAACUACAGGAUAUAGUCUUCAAGCUAAGGAACAAUAAGAAGGAACUCGAUGAGUUGAUCAAAGAAGAUUCAGAUCAGGUGGGUGAGAGGCUCAUGAGCGCGAUGUUGAGUAGGUUAUAUGAGAUGAGUCCUGAGAUGGAGACAUAUGUAGUGACUAGCUGGUGUAGAAUGCCCUUUUACGGGGCGGACUUCGGGUUGGGAACUCCGGUGUGGGUCGCGGCUGAUUCCAUCGACAAGACGCAGGUUGUGUUGGUGGAUGCAAAUGAUGGUGAAGGAAUCGAGGCUUGGGUUACAUUACCUGAAGACGACAUGUUUGCGUUCGAACAUGACAAGGAAUUGCUCGAGUUUGCAUCUACCUAAGCUUACAGCAGUUUUGUUUAUGCAAUAACACGAAAAAAACAAAGGAACACGAAAAAUGAUUAUGUAAUAAUGCAAUAGUAUUGCAUCUUACGAUGGCUUUUAUAUUAUAUGAGUCUUGUCACAUUUGAUGCAAUCUUUACUACAGUGGAAACUUUCAUAUGUUUUGUCAAA
Molecule: messenger RNA, 1530 nt
Organism: Raphanus sativus (radish)
Lineage: Eukaryota; Viridiplantae; Streptophyta; Magnoliopsida; Brassicales; Brassicaceae
Product: BAHD acyltransferase BIA1
Source: RefSeq, a predicted model, not a curated record